UCACCACCCUCUCAGGUGUAGGAAUGGGUGACAUGUACCAUUUUGACAAAAACCUCUCUUCUUCCUCUUCUCAAGAUGAAAUCUCACUUUUUCUGCGUCAGAUUCUCCUCCGUUCGUCUUCUUCUUCUCACCCCAUCCCUGGAUCCUGCAACCACAACGCUUCUCAGCAAAACACCAUCAAUGCACACCCUUAUCUCAUAUCUUCACCGCUUCAUGAUGGGAAGAUCUCACCCCUUGAUUCCGCUGCUGCAGGUGGUUCUGCUGCAAAUGUGUCUUCUUCUUCUGUUGGAGUUAGCGAGAACGAGAAUGAUGACUAUGAUUGUGAAAGUGAGGAGGGCGUUGAAGCUUUCGCUGAAGAAGUUCCAACAAAGCCUAUUCCUUCUAGGAGUUCAUCUAAAAGAUCAAGAGCUGCAGAAGUUCAUAAUUUGUCUGAGAAGCGAAGAAGGAGUAGGAUUAACGAGAAAAUGAAGGCUUUGCAAAAUCUAAUUCCAAAUUCUAACAAGACUGAUAAGGCUUCGAUGCUCGAUGAAGCUAUUGAAUACCUGAAACAGCUUCAGCUCCAAGUACAGAUGCUGUCAAUGAGAAAUGGAUUGAGUUUGCAUCCAAUGUGUUUUCCUGAAGGCUUGCAGACUCUGCAGUUGUCUCAGAUGAGUUUGGAGUUAAGUGAAAGAAACAGGUCUACCCCUUUAAACAUGACAGCUACUCUGCCUCUGCACCAAGAGAACCCCUUGCACUAUGCAUCCAAUCUGCCUAACAAACACACUGUGCCAAAUCAGCCAUCAGCACCCUAUCCUUCAUACAUUAACAACUCAGAAACUUCUUUUGGUAUAGAACCCCACAUUCCACAGCAUAUAAAACCCCUUCAACCCAGAGGGUCUUCUGAGCAGAUGCGAGGGGAAGGCAUAUUGCAGCACCGGCAAUCGAGUGUUAUCCAUUCAGACACCAAUACCUUAGGUGGUUCUCAAGCUGUGGAAGAAUUCAAGUCAGGCACGACAGCAUCACUCUCUUUUGACACGCAAACAUGUGAACUAAAGGACAACAACUCUUUGCAAACAUGCAUUGCCGGAAGAAACAGCGAGCCCAACAUUGUUCUUACAUCACAGUUAAGUAGGUAA
Abrus precatorius (Indian licorice) is the source of this 1115-nucleotide messenger RNA. RefSeq names its product transcription factor SPATULA. Gene Ontology annotation, cellular component: nucleus. Lineage: Eukaryota; Viridiplantae; Streptophyta; Magnoliopsida; Fabales; Fabaceae. The coding region runs from base 24 to 1115 and encodes 363 amino acids. The record is from RefSeq and is a predicted model, not a curated record. The transcript has 8 exons. Gene Ontology annotation, molecular function: protein dimerization activity.